Messenger RNA from Suncus etruscus (white-toothed pygmy shrew), 1049 nucleotides. RefSeq names its product iodotyrosine deiodinase (gene IYD). The transcript has 5 exons. NCBI's taxonomy places the organism in Eukaryota, Metazoa, Chordata, Mammalia, Eulipotyphla, Soricidae. Bases 80 to 949 code for a protein of 289 amino acids. Gene Ontology annotation, molecular function: oxidoreductase activity. The record is from RefSeq and is a predicted model, not a curated record. Gene Ontology annotation, biological process: thyroid hormone metabolic process.
UCGCUCCGCCUCUCAGCCCUUCUCAUUUCUGCCUGUUUAAAUCCCAGUGUCUUGUCCCCUUCCCUCCUAUUUCACGACCAUGUUUUUCCUGACUCCAGUUUUGGUAGCUGUGGUCUGCAUUUUGAUUGUGUGGAUCUUUAAAAAUGCUAAUGGAAGCAAAGAGAAGAUGAAAGAGGAAUCUAGAGCCAGGACUGAGGCUCGCCCCUGGGUGGAUGAAGACUUGAAAGACAGCACUGAUCUCCACCAAGCGGAAGAAGAUGCUGAUGAAUGGCAAGAGUCAGAAGAAAAUGUGGAGCACAUCCCAUUCUCCCACACUAGAUAUCCUGAGAAGGAAAUGAUCAAGAGAUCCCAGGACUUUUAUGAGCUCCUCAACAAGAGACGGUCUGUCAGAUUCAUCAGUGAUGAUCAAAUUCCAAUGGCUGUCAUUGAUAAUGUCAUCAAAGCAGCAGGUACAGCCCCAAGUGGGGCUCAUACAGAGCCCUGGACAUUUGUGGUUGUGAAGGACCCAGACAUGAAGCAUAAGAUUCGUGAGAUCAUUGAGGAGGAAGAAGAAAUAAACUACAUGAAAAGGAUGGGACAACGAUGGGUGAAAGACCUGAAGAAACUGAGGACCAAUUGGAUCAAAGAGUACUUGGAUACAGCUCCAGUUUUGAUUCUCAUUUUUAAACAAGUGCAUGGGUUGGCUGCAAAUGGGAAGAAGAAGGUCCACUAUUACAAUGAGAUCAGCGUGUCCAUCUCCUGUGGGAUGCUCCUAGCUGCCCUGCAGAAUGCAGGGCUUGUAACUGUCACAACCACUCCUCUUAACUGUGGGCCCCGUCUGAGGGUGCUCCUGGGCCGUCCACACAAUGAAAAAUUGCUGAUGCUGCUCCCUGUGGGGUAUCCCAGCAAAGAUGCCACGGUGCCAGACCUCCAGCGGAAGCCUCUGGACCAGAUCAUGGUGACCGUAUAGGAAGGAAGAUGCAACAAGGCACAUACCUUGCCCCUUUUCUCUUGCUCUGGGGUCUUCUGGUUGCUCUUUUGUGGGUGACUCCACAAGGCUAGCUGCUGUG